AUUUCGCCGUACUUCUCAACGUGGUUUACUUUUAGUUCGGUUCAGUUCACGAAUUGUGCCGCUUGAAAGCCGGCACCGGUAGGUAUUUCGCUGUAGUGAUUGAAAUAGUGGUCAAAUUGAAUCAAGUGACCGUCCCAUUCUGAAAGUUCAGUUUAUUCCACUCAGCAUCUCGCAUGUGACAUUCAGAAAGUGAUCAUUUCGAUCAGAGAAAUUGAGACUACAAUUCUAUGAUAUGAAUAAUUGGUGAUGCUGUCCAUCUUGAUGUUAGGAAACUCUGGAGAUUAAUAGAUGUAGUAAAUAAAAUUCCUAUGAUGAAGAGAAUAUUGAUCUUAUUUUCGUUAUUUAUAGUAAUAAUUGCCCAAAAUGCAACCAAUUCCGACACACCUAUCAAGAAGAUACACAUAUGUCCAAAAAACUUCGUGAGGGUAGGAAGAAGGUGUUAUUUCUUCAGUAGAAAUUCUGUCACAUGGCAAGAAGCUAUACACAAAUGUCGGGAUCUUCACAGUAGCAUAGCGAUUAUAAAAACUGCUAAUCAAGAUAGACGAAUCAGGAAAAUUUUAAGUAGACCUACACAUGCUAUUCACGAACGAUGGAUCGGUGGAAUGUACAACUGGAAGAAAAUGAAGUGGCUAUGGGCUACAACUGGCAAAGCACUGACAUAUCAAGGAUUUUAUUCGCAGAAUUUUACUGAAGUUCAAAAGUGGCACUGUAUUAUUAUGGAUCCCGCUGUUAAAUAUAAGUGGAAUACCAGACCUUGCGUGGAAAGCAAACCAUACAUUUGUCACACCAAAUCUAAGGUAGUCUUCCGAAAACCAAAUGCAGAUAAAAAAUAUUCGAAUGACAUUCUACUCAUCAACAAUGAAAUCGGAGGUCCAGCCAAUCUCAAAGAAUAUCCCAGUGAUUUUCGAUCUGGGAACCAAAACGAUGCUCCAAUUAUUCCAUCAAGGCCAAAAAGAAGAAGGAAGAAUAGGAGAAAAAAGAUCGAUAAUAAAGCAAUCCUACUACAUCGACCGAACUAUGUCGCUUUGAACACAACAGAUGGUGCUUUUAAUGGAAAGCAGAAUAUCUCGAUGGACACUAUCAAAUAUGAAAUUUAUAAGGAGGAUACUAAAAUGACCAAUUCGCUAUAUCCAAUUCCUAUUGUUGAAGAAUAUAGUUUUGUACAGAAGAACUGAAAGAGAACUUCCUAUGAUUCACAGCAGUUUUUUGGUUCUAUUCAUUCGAAAUCUGAUCCAUAUAUCUUCAAAUUUCUUUCAUUUAGUCCAUAUUUAGAAAUCCAUUCAACGAAGUUUUGAUACCUAAUUAAGAGAAUAGAAAUUUCUCCCUAUGUUGUGACAACUGCGAUUGUUCAUAAGAAUACCAAUAGUAUUGUAUAUAUUCAUCUGUAGAUAUAUUUCUGACCUUAUUUUUUGUAUUCAUGUACUUUUCUAAUAACGUAAGACUUUUUCAUUUAUAUAAAUUAAACUUGAAGUUUAUUAUUAUUUAUUUAAGGUUUAAUGUGUGAGCAUUAAAGAAUUUCAUUAGAAAA
This is a messenger RNA of Harmonia axyridis, 1528 nucleotides long. RefSeq names its product galactose-specific lectin nattectin-like. The record is from RefSeq and is a predicted model, not a curated record. The transcript is spliced from 5 exons. Bases 309 to 1175 code for a protein of 288 amino acids. NCBI's taxonomy places the organism in Eukaryota, Metazoa, Arthropoda, Insecta, Coleoptera, Coccinellidae.